Equus caballus (horse) is the source of this 7909-nucleotide messenger RNA. RefSeq names its product MALT1 paracaspase (gene MALT1). Gene Ontology annotation, molecular function: cysteine-type endopeptidase activity. The record is from RefSeq and is a predicted model, not a curated record. Gene Ontology annotation, biological process: positive regulation of canonical NF-kappaB signal transduction; proteolysis; B cell activation. NCBI's taxonomy places the organism in Eukaryota, Metazoa, Chordata, Mammalia, Perissodactyla, Equidae.
CCUGGCAAACCUGUCUCGGCGGGGCGGGGAGCGGAGCUUCCUCCUGUCCGUGCGGUGCAGCGCCGCCCGAUUUGUCCUUCCGCCGCUGCCGCCGCGGCGCCGGGCCGAGCGAGGGGGCGAGCGGAAGGGGCGCGGAGCCGAGGCCCGUGAUGCGGCCGGCGGUAGCGGCGGCCGUCGCGGGGUCGCCGGCGCGGGACACGUCGCUGUGCGGGGAGCUGCUGCAGGCCCCGCCGCCCCCGGCCUCGCAGCCGCCUCCGGCCGCGCCCUCGGGGCCGCCGCUCUCCGCCCCCGCCGGCGCGACCCUCAACCGCCUUCCGGAGCCGCUGCUGCGGAGGCUCAGCGGGAGCUUGGACCGAGCGCCCGAGGGCCGCGGCUGGAGGAGGCUGGCCGAGGUAGCCGCGAGUCGGGGGCGCCUCCGGCUCAGUGGCCUGGACUUGGAACAGUGUUCUCUUAAGGUCUUGGAGCCUGAAGGAAGCCCGAGCCUAUGUUUACUGAAGCUAAUGGGUGAAAAAGGUUGUACGGUCACGGACUUGAGUGACUUCCUGCAAGCUAUGGACCACACUGAAGUUCUUCAGCUUCUCAGCCCCCCAGGAAUAAAGAUCACCGUAAACCCAGAAUCAAAGGCAGUCUUGGCUGGACAGUUUGUGAAACUGUGUUGCCGGGCAACUGGACAUCCUUUUGUACAGUAUCAAUGGUUCAAAAUGAAUAAAGAGAUUCCAAACGGAAAUGCAUCAGAACUUGUUUUUAACACAGUGCACGUAAAAGAUGCAGGCUUUUACGUCUGUCGAGUUAAUAAUCACUUCACCUUUGAAUUCAGCCAAUGGUCACAGCUGGAUGUUUGUGAUGUCACAGAAGUCACAGAAAGCUUCCGGGGAAGCUUGGAUGGCGUCUCUGAAUCUAAGUUGCAAAUCUGUGUUGAACCAAGGUCCCAAAAGCUGAUGCCUGGUAGCACCUUGGUCUUACAGUGUGUCGCUGUUGGAAGCCCUAUUCCUCAGUACCAGUGGUUCAAAAAUGAAUCACCGUUGACGCAUGAGACGAAAAAGCUAUAUAUGGUGCCUUAUGUGGAUUUGGAACAUCAAGGAACCUAUUGGUGUCAUGUUUAUAACGAUCGAGACAGUCAACAUAGCAAGAAGGUAGAAAUCAUCAUAGGAAGAACAGAUGAGGCAGUGGAGUGCACUGAAGAUGAGUUAAAUCAUCUUGGGCAUCCCGAUAAUAAAGAGCAAACAGCUGACCAGCCUUUGGCAAAGGACAAGGUUGCUCUUUUGAUAGGAAAUAUGAAUUACUGGGAGCACCCCAAGCUUAAAGCUCCUUUGGUGGAUGUGUAUGAAUUGACCAACUUGUUAAGACAGCUGGAUUUCAAAGUUGUUUCAUUGUUGGAUCUUACCGAAUACGAGAUGCGUAAUGCUGUGGAUGAAUUUUUACUACUUUUAGACAAAGGAGUAUAUGGAUUAUUAUAUUAUGCAGGGCAUGGUUAUGAAAACUUUGGGAACAGCUUUAUGGUUCCUGUUGAUGCUCCAAAUCCAUAUAGGUCUGAAAACUGCCUCUGUGUACAGAAUAUACUGAAAUUAAUGCAAGAAAAAGAAACUGGACUCAAUGUGUUCUUGUUGGAUAUGUGUAGGAAAAGAAAUGACUACGAUGACACCAUUCCGAUCUUGGACGCACUGAAAGUCACUGCCAAUAUUGUGUUUGGAUAUGCCACGUGUCAAGGAGCAGAAGCUUUUGAAAUCCAGCAUUCUGGAUUGGCAAAUGGAAUCUUCAUGAAAUUUUUAAAAGAUAGAUUAUUAGAAGACAAGAAAAUUACUGUGUUACUGGAUGAAGUUGCAGAAGAUAUGGGUAAAUGUCACCUUACCAAAGGCAAACAGGCUCUAGAGAUUCGAAGUAGCUUAUCUGAAAAGAGAGCACUGACGGAUCCAAUACAGGGAACAGCAUAUUCUGCAGAGUCUCUGGUGCGGAACCUACAGUGGGCCAAGGCACAUGAACUUCCAGAAAGUAUGUGUCUUAAAUUUCAAUGUGGCGUUCAGAUUCAGUUAGGAUUUGCAGCUGAGUUUUCCAAUGUCAUGAUAAUCUAUACAAGUAUAGUCCACAAACCACCUGAUAUAAUGAUGUGCGACGCCUAUGUUACUGAUUUUCCACUUGACUUAGAUAUUGAUCCAAAAGAUGCAAAUAAAGGGACACCUGAAGAAACUGGCAGCUAUUUAGUAUCAAAGGAUCUUCCCAAGCAUUGCCUCUAUACUAGACUCAGUUCACUGCAAAAGUUAAAGGAGCAUCUCAUCUUCACAGUAUGUUUAUCAUAUCAGUACUCAGGAUUGGAAGAUACUGUAGAGGAAAAGCAAGAAGUGAAUGUCGGGAAACCUCUCAUUGCUAAACUAGACAUUCAUCGAGGUUUAGGAAGGAAGACUUGCUUUCAAACUUGUAUCAUGUGUAACGGCCCUUACCAGAGCUCUACGGCCACCUCAGCAGAAGCUGGACGUUAUCAUUCAUCUCAAGACUCAUUCCAUGGUGUUUACCAUUCACAUCUUGGUAACUCAAGUAAUAUUCUGCCAUCAGACAGUUGUCGUUGCAGCCGGACUGCAGAUGCAUUUCUUUCAAGUCAUCAUACCCAUCAGUAUUCAUGUCAGUUUGGUAGAAGUAAUAUGCCAGUAGAGACGACUGAUGAAAUACCAUUCAGUUUCUCUGAUGGGCUCAGAAUUUCUGAAAAGUGACCUGCUUGUUUUUGAAAGUCAUGGUAAUUACGAUGCCUCAUAUGCAACAGUACUUAUAUAAAGUGAGGUAUUGUGAAAAAGCAAAUAUGUAUAUAUAGAGAGAAUGAAUAACAGCUGUUUCAUGGCAAACUCAGGACUUUGAGAUGUUGGAAUUAUAUUAUUUAACCACAGACAACUUCCUCCUCUUCUUUCUCUUUUAAAAUUUUGUGAAUUAGUUGAUUUAUUCUCUAAGAAUGGAGGUGUAUUCUCUAAGUAUGGAUGUGUAUAUGUUUAUGUGUAUAUAACAAAAAUGCUUUCAUUUUGACCACUCUGAAGUAAUUAAAAUGGGAAUGGCAUUAUUGUAGAAUAAGUCAUUGUAUUUCUAGAACCAGAGAAAGAACCGUGGUGAUCAUCAGGCUUAACCUAAUUUUAUCAGUGGGAGAAACAGAUUGAGGCAUCUUCUUUAAGUUAGAGCUGGCAACAGAACUGAGACCUCCAGAUUUCUAUUCCGGUGUUUAUUCCUCUACUCACUGCCUUCCCAACAGGUUCUGAAACAGGUACUAUUUUUGUAGAUAGAUUUAAAGAUAGAUAUGUAAAUAUGCAUAUCUGUGUAUAGUCUAGAAACGUACAAACUUUACUUUGUGAUUAUAGGACUUUACUGCAAAUGUCAGUUAGGAGGUUUGUAUAUAAAUCUUAGGUUGAACAGGCCGGAAUUUCUUGUUCAUAAGGUCGUUAAAGUACAUAACAGGUGAUGAAAUGUUUGUCUAUGUUAAAGCUAGACAGCAGGAUAAUUUUGCUACUGGAUAAUCUUGGUAGCUGCUUAUCUGAAUCUUACAAAUGUUGGACACAUCUUCCUUAAUAAUGUGUAUUUUAUUAUUGAAUUUUACUAGCCUUAGGAGAUAAUGUUAUCACCUUUGGUUCUAUCUAAAAGCAAGUUAAAAAGGCAACUGGCAAUAACAAAGAAAAAGAUUGAAUUAAUAAUUUUAAAACAGCCCACAAAGAAAAUCCCAGGCCCAGAUGGCUUCACUGCUGUAUUCUACAAACAUUUAAAGAAUUAAUACCAGUCCUUUGCAAACUCUCCCCAAGAAUAGAAUAGGAGAGAACACUUCCCAACUCUUCUUACGAGGCCAAUGUUACCCUGAUAGAAAACCAGACAAAGACGACACAAGAAAACUACAGACCAAUAUCUGUUAUGAAUACAGACACAAAAAUCAUCAACAAAAUGCUAGCAAACUGAAUCCAGCAACAUAUAAAAAGGAUUGUACACCAUGACCAAGUGAGAUUUAUCCCAGGAAUGCAAGGUUGGUUUAACAUCCAAAAAUCAGUGUAAUAUGCAAAUAAUUCUCAUUAUUCGCAGUAGUUAUGUUCUGUAGUAUCACAAUGAAUACUGAAUUAGUGAAUACAGAGCCAUUGCUUCUAGGGGAAAUGUGAGUGUGUGUGUAUUUAUACAUAUACACAACUCAAGUAGAUUAUAAUCUUAAAUCCUAAAAACAACUUAUCCUGGUAGAUUGUUUUCUUUAUCUUAAAAAAGAGAAAAUGAGGUUCAGAAGUAUUAAGUGACUUGCCUGAAGCCACCCCACUAACAGGUGACAGAGUUGGGAUUCCAUCCCAUCCAACUGGCCCCAGAGCUGCUUGCACUACACUGCCCUGCCCCCUGCCUUCUCCGUCCUCCGGUUGUCUCUGUGGGAGAGCUGAAACAAAAAGGCAAAGCAUUGCCUUGUUUGACCUCGGCUGAGAACACGCACGUCAGAGAUCGCAAAAUUUUCACCAGGCUGCUCAUGUCCGUGAAUGAUCGUAAAAGUGCUGCAAGUAUUGAUUUUGGGAUUACGAAUAAAUGUUACAAAUUGGCAAAUUCACAAAUACAGAAUCGUGAAUAACGAGGAUCAACUGUACUAUGUUCAUAAAGGAGAAAUUUACCAUAAUUACCACAUUGUCUUAAUAGAUGCAGAAAAAGCAUUUGAUAAAAUUCAGCACCCUUUCAUGGUAAAAAUACGCAAAAAACUAGGAGUAAAAGGGAACUUCCUCAAGAUGAUAAAAGACCUCUACAAAAAGCCCACGCCUAACAUCCUACUUAAUGGCGGCACACUGAAUGCUGAAGACUUUCCUCCUAAGAUCAGGAAUAAGACAAAGAUGCUCACUCUCACCAGUUCUACUCAACAUUGUCCUUAGAGUUCCAGCUUAGGCAAGAAAAGGAAGUAAAGGGCAACCAGACUGGAAAAGAAGAAGGAAGACUGUGUGUAUCCACAGAUGACAUGAUCUUGUCAUGUAGAAAAUUCUAAGGAAUUCAUUUAAAGACUAAUAAAUGAGUUCCACAGUUGCAGGAUAGAUACGAGAUCAGUAUACAAAAAUCAGUUUCAUUUCUAUACUAGCAAUAAACAUUCUGAAAUUGAGAUUUUUGAAAAGAUCUAUUUACAGUAGCAUCAAGAUGAACAAAAUAAAACUACAAAACAUUGUUGAAAGGAAUUGAAGGAGACCUAAAUAAAUGGAAAGACAUCUCCAUUCGUGGAUUGGAAGACUUAACAUUCUAAAGAUGGCGUGCUUCCCAAACUGUUCUACAGAUUCAAUGCAAUUCCCAUCAAAAUCCAAGCUGGCUUUUUUGGGGCAGAAAUUGACAAAAUGAUAAAAUUCAUACAGAAAUGCAAAGGACCCCCAGCCAAAACAAUCUUGAAAAAGGACAAAGUUGGAAGUCUCACAUUUAGUAGAUUUCAAAGCUUAUUACAAAGCUACACUAAUCAAGAUAGUCUGGUACUGGCAUAAGGAUAGACAGAAUAUAAAAAUACCAUUGAGAGUCCAGAAAUCCAUACAUUAUGAUCAAUUGAUUUUUGACUAGGAUGCCAAUACCAUUCAGUGAGAAAGAGUAGUCUUUUCAACAGAUAGUCCUAGGACAACUGGAUAGCCACAUGCUAAAGGACCUGUAUCUUAGACCAAUGCAAAUUUUAACUCAAAAUGAGUCAUAUACCUGAAUAUAAGAGCUAAAAUUAUAAAACGCUUACAAGAAAACAGAAGUAAAUCCUUGUGACCUUGGACUAGCAAUGAUUUCUUAGAUGAAACACCAAAAGCGCAAGCAGCAACAAGGGGGAAAAAAUUGGAGUUAAUCAAAAUGAAGUUUUGUGCUUUAAAGGACACCAUCAAGAAAGUGAAAAAACCCACAGAAUGGGAGAAAAUCUUUGAAAAUUAUGUCUGAAAAGGGACUCAUAUCCAGAAUAUAUGAAGAACUCAUAAUAACAAGGCUAUGCUAGUUCUUAAUUAUGGUCACUCCUCUGCAGUAACCAAUCGACUGUGCAAAGAACUUUCUGAUGAUGGAAAUUUUCUCCGUCUGCACUGUCCAGUAUGGUAGCCUGUAUCCCCAUGUGGUCAUUGAGCAAUGGAAAUACAGCUAGUGAGAGCAACUGGAUUUUUUUUUUAAUUUUGUUUUUAGUUUAAACAGUUAUAUAUAGCUCGUGGCUUCCAUAUUCGACUGUGCAGCUGUAGAGGAUGGGGCUAGAAGUUAGGUAGGGUAAGGGGACUUUGCCCUUUCACUUUAUAUUCUUCUGUAUAUUUGAAUUUUUUUUAACUAAGCAUGUAUUAUAUUUAUAAUUUGUUAAAGUUUUUUAAAAUAACUAAGAGAAUGGUGCAGUUUUUGUCUUUUCUAUCAGCCAUGCUUUUGUUUUGUUUGACUCUCUUACACCAAUUGCUUUGUAAUAUUAGCAUAGGAUUUAUAUACAUCAGUGGAAUUUCAGAAAGGUAACCUGUCGACGCCAAUUACAAUGUGAAGAAGAGAUUAGGAUAGUAAAGACUCACCUAAAUCCGGAGCCAAAUUUUUGAUUCUGAGGAAGGGGGUGUUUUUCUGGAAAGUAACUUAAAAAAUUAUAAAGUAGCAAUUAUGAGUUACGUGUUUUCUAAUAAAAGAAUAAUCAAAUCUUGAGACAUGAGAUCAUUUGAAUAUAAAACAUUAAAAUGUCCAUCCGGAGGGGAACAGGUCCAAUAAAUAGAGGGCCACAGCCAAGGAAAGAAAGUCUUUAAAGAAUGCUGACUCUGAAAAGGGGCAUUUGCCCUUUCCUUUUUCCUCCAUCUCCAAUAUUUAUGGCUUUCCACACCUCUGACUUGCACAUGAAGCAACAAUGAGGUGGUCUCUUCAGUAAUCACAAUCUUUUUGACUUGUCAAACUCAGGAAAUUCAGUGAUACAGCCACAGCUCAGAUAAUUGAUAAAUUGACACAUAGAUUGGCACAAAUUUAAAAUCAAGAGGAUGUCUGGAUUUUUUUUACAUAAAAUUUUUUUAACAAAAGCCCUAAUAAAUUGUAAGUUUUUGCUGUUGUUUGGACAUUCCUAUGGUAUUUACAUACUAACAUUGCUUUUAACUGUUAAGUGAUGCCAAAUACUCAGAAUUUACACAUUAUUUUUGUGCAUUUCAACCUGUUUUUCUCAUUUGGCAUUGCAAAUUUUAUCCAGGCCUAACUAAAAUAUAUUUUUAAUACUUUCCUGUGCAUUAUAUAACUUUCUUAUAUUGAUAAAAUAUUAGUAAAGAAAAAUAUACCCAGAAUAUGUGAAUAUUUGUACAAACGUAUGUAAUUUUUUCCCAAUUUGACAGCAUUAAAAAUAUUUCAGCAUCAGACUCAAAGUUUGACUUUCCUGAGGUGGAGGAGUCUGAGUCAACUCCAGCUUUCACCACUAAAUAGUGUGCCUUGAAGUGUGUUAUUUCACUUGUCUGUGCUUCUAUUUCUUUAUCUGUAAAAUGGGGAUGAUGAUACAACAUCAGAAGCUUAUAAUACUUUACAGGGCUGGCAGGACGAGGAAGAUAAUUCCUGUAAAGUGCCGGCUUUUUGAAAAGGAUUGUCGUUCUUCAAAUGUGGCUUUCACAAAACCAUACCGGUCCAUCCACCAUACAGGGUGUAUUAUUUGUUAUUAAGGUACUUCCUACAAAGUACUAUAAUAGCAUUAGCAAUGUAGCAUCGGCUUAUAAAGUAAAUUGCAAUUCAAUUUUGUUCAUUCCAAAAUCACUUUUCAAAAAGCAUGGAAAUUUAAUGUCACCACUUGUUAGUGUUAUGUAUAACGUGCAUUAUAUCAACACACAAAAACAAUUGAUUAGCAGGGUUUCUCUCUGAUUGGUGGGAUUAUUUGUCUUUGCUUACCUGUAUGUUCCUGUUUUUAUAAACUGAACAACUAUUAUAUAAUUUUCAAAUAUAGAUAUACACAUUGUAUAAUGCAAAUAUGCUAAGCUUCAAUAAAUUUGCUUUUAGAAUACAUUAA